Messenger RNA from Arxiozyma heterogenica, 3243 nucleotides. RefSeq names its product putative AAA family ATPase SAP1 (gene SAP1). NCBI's taxonomy places the organism in Eukaryota, Fungi, Ascomycota, Saccharomycetes, Saccharomycetales, Saccharomycetaceae. The record is from RefSeq and is a predicted model, not a curated record. The transcript has a single exon. Bases 1 to 3243 code for a protein of 1080 amino acids. Gene Ontology annotation, molecular function: ATP hydrolysis activity; ATP binding.
AUGGAUAGUUCAAAUGGUAUAUUUGGCAAAUUUACUAAAUUAAAAAAAAAACACCAACAACCCUUGACUGAUUUGACUGAAUUAUAUUCAAAGAUAGCUAAUGAGACUAUCUAUUAUAAAAAACUAGAAAAUUCUAAAAAUUAUAAUGGUGCUUUGCAAGGUUGGAAGGCCCUAACUACAGAUGCUUUAUUUUGUUUAACCACUAUAAAUCACACAUAUCCAAAUACUGAGAACUAUACUGCAGACGAAUUAAGCAUAUUGAGUGGGGUAAGAGAAUUAUAUCAUAAAGCACAAAUCCAUUUAGAUGACUUACAAAAAAUGUUAAAGGACAAUCCUGAAUUGUCUUCCAGAGCAGAUGUCAAAAAGAAACAUUACAAAACCAAAGUUUCUUAUUACAGCAAAUUGUAUAACAAUUCUUUGAAUAGGUUACAGACUACUAUGUCUUCUCCUUCUUCCUCUUCCUCAAUAAAUUCUUCACAUGGAUUCUCUAGGACUACACUUCGAAACAAUGGUAGAGGAUUGGAUAGGGGACAGCAUACACAUUCUUUUAAUGAUUAUUUUAAUACUUCACAGCGGAAUCAUGAUAUCAAAGUUAACUUUACAAAUUCAAAACCACUAGAAAAUCAUUUUAUUCAAAGUAAUACAUUUAAUACUAUUGGUAAUGACAAUCAAAGUUCUAUGUCUACACAUUCCAAUGAGACCAACCCAUUUGAAAAUUUUGAAGGUGUUGGCAUUAAUGAUAAAAAUUAUAACGAUUAUGAUGUGGAAGACCGAAAUAAUGCCUCUCCCGAAUUAAUAGUGAUUGAUAGUGAUGACAGUCCUGAAAACAGUUUUGGUAAUGAUGAUUUAUCACACAUAUCUAUAGUAGAAGAAAAUAAUAAUAAUAAUAAUAAUAAUAAUAAUAAUAAUAAUAAUAAUAAUAUACUGAAUAAUCAAACAGAUGAUAAUGGUGAUGCAACAAAUUACAGUAUAUACUCAGAUUCUGAAGAUUUGGAUUUUGAUGUGUCUGAGUACUAUGAAGAUGACUACGAACCUAUGGAGAAUCAGAGUGAAAAAACGUUGGAUAAUCAAGAUUUAGCUUUUGCUUCUGCUUCUUCGUUAAUUGAUUCUCAAGAUGAAUAUCUUUAUUUAGAUGAAGAGGAUAAAGUAAGACUGCAAGCAUUAGAAAAGUUGAAUGGAGCAUCAGAUAAACCUGUAGAUAUAAAUAAUGGUCAAUUAAUCCAAGAUUUAUCACAUUUAUGCAUCUCCCUAUCAAAAUCAUUAGGACAUAAUAAAGACAAUAAAGAAAUAAAUACAAAAUUAGAUCAGUUUAUCCCUCCUCUCCCAGAAAAACUACCACCUCCAUUACCUCAAAUACCUAGAGUUCCAGUGAUAAUUCCUAAACAAAUUAUGCCGGAAAUGAAACCUCAAAAACAUAACUUAUUGAAUAAGAAUAUGGUUAAAAACAGCAGUGCUCCUUCAAUUAGUACAGCUAUUAAUACCCAACAGAAGUCAUCAAGCCAUAUCAAUACAGAUUCGAGUAUAAGUAAAAGGCCAAUUUUGCAAUCAAAUAAGUCAACACCUGUAAUGCCAAUAACUAGUCCGUCACACCCUUCCAGUGUAAUAACCAAGAAGGGCACAACUCACAAGCUAAUAGUAAAAUCAAAUAAAGGCUCGCAUUCAAAAUCAUUAUUAAGUUCUUCAAAACCACCAAUGAAAAAAAAAUUAGUGAGUCAUUCAAAACCAAAUGUGGAAUCAGAUAGAACUAAGAGUAAUGUUUCAGCCUCUCAAGUUGCAAAGUUAGUGUAUAAGACAUCAACUAAAAGUGAUGGUAGUAUUUCUUCAUGUAAACCAAAUUCAACAAGUAGUGUGAAUAAGAAUUUAAUAGAAGAUGGCAAGAAGAAAAUGAUUUUGAAUAAAAAAACAGAAGCUAGUAAGAAAGUACCUACAGCUAGGAAAAUUGAUCCAUCAAAGCAUAAGAAGGUUGCUGCUGGUACAAAAAAAACUAAACUGGGGUCUAGUGCUAGCUCUAAACUUCAUGACCACAUGAACAUAAAAUAUGUGGUAUCUACUAGUGAAACUAAAAAUAAAUCUUCUUCAUCAGUAUUAUCUAAGAGCCGGACAGUAUCUCCUGUUGUUACUAGAACUGCAGGUCAGUCUUCCAAAAGUACAAAUCUUUCUCGUGGAUCUACUCAUGGUAAAGAGUUGCAUAAAAAUUAUGAUGAUGGUGAUGAGAGAAUUAUUAAGGAUUCAAAAUUAGAUGCAUCACAGGUCGAUGGAGCAAGUAAAAGUGAAGAUGAAUAUGAUAAAAUCUUGAAAACCAUUCCAAAUAUUGAUAAAAUUUUAGGUAAACAGAUUCUACAAGAUAUUGUGGUUCAUGGUGAUGAAGUUCAUUGGGAUGAUAUCGCAGGAUUAAACAGUGCUAAAAAUUCCUUAAAAGAGGCUGUUGUGUAUCCAUUUUUAAGACCUGAUUUGUUUAUGGGCUUAAGACAACCAGUUACGGGUAUGUUAUUAUUUGGACCACCAGGUACAGGUAAGACAAUGUUGGCUAGAGCUGUGGCAUGUGAAUCCAAAUCUACAUUUUUUUCAAUUAGUGCAUCUAGUUUAACUUCCAAAUAUUUGGGUGAAAGUGAAAAAUUGGUAAGAACAUUAUUUACGAUAGCUAGGAAAUUGUCACCAUCAAUUAUAUUUGUUGAUGAAAUUGAUUCUAUUUUGGGUAGUCGAAAUCAAGAUGGAGAAAAUGAAAGUUCCAGAAGAAUUAAAAAUGAAUUUUUGGUGCAAUGGUCUGCUUUAUCCAAUGCAGCAGCUGGAAAGAAUAAUAAGAAAGAUUCAAAGUUUAUUGAUGAUAAAAGAGUGUUGGUUCUUGCAGCUACGAAUCUUCCAUGGUCAAUUGAUGAGGCAGCUCGAAGACGUUUUGUUAGAAGACAGUAUAUUCCAUUACCUGAGGAUGAAACCAGAUUGGUUCAAAUUAAAAAAUUGUUAGCUCAACAAAAUCAUACAUUAACGGAUGAAGACUUUGUUUUAUUGAUUGAAUUGACACGGGGUUACUCUGGUAGUGAUAUUACAUCCUUAGCAAAAGACGCUGCAAUGGGACCACUAAGAGAGUUGGGUGAUCAAUUGUUGCAUACAGAAAGAGAAAGUAUUAGACCCAUUGAAUUAAAAGAUUUUAAGAACAGUUUAGAAUAUAUUAAGCCAUCAGUAUCAAAGGAGGGGUUGGAAAAGUACGAAGAAUGGGCAUUACAGUUUGGUUCUUCCGGUACUUGA